Molecule: messenger RNA, 2883 nt
Organism: Oikopleura dioica
Lineage: Eukaryota; Metazoa; Chordata; Appendicularia; Copelata; Oikopleuridae
Source: the annotation of a GenBank genome assembly
AUGACAAAGUCUGACAUUUGCGACGCUAGGAGUGACGAGACAGAGUUCAGCGACCAGAGCACCGUCGAGGCCCACGAGCAGCAGCCCCUUCUCUCCACGGGCACGCAAAUCGAGAAUUAUCAAAACAACAAAGUAAUAAAACAAAAGCAAUACUCCUCAAUCGCCACCAGAGAAGGGAGAAAGAGAAAGUCAAAAGCAACCAUGUCGCAAGAAGCUGUCAACACGCCCGGGCUCGAUCAGACGGUUCAGGAUUUCAAAGCAAUUGAAGAUCGAGAUCCAAAGAAACUCAACGACGAUGUCAGAAUUAAAUUCGACGAAAUUAUCGCUGAGCCAGAAGGUUACCACUCCUCAAAAUACAUCUGGCAUUUGAGUAACGAAGUCUAUGUUUUCUUCAAAGAUGCCUCCUACCAAGUUCUGUCCCUUAUCUUUGGAAUUCCACUGGCUGCUUUCUGGGAAAAGUCUGGUAAGGAGCUCUCGGGACGAUCUCUCCCUUGUUCUGGUUCUCUCGUGCGCUACUCACCCCAAGCACUCUUUGAGUUCGGCAUAACUCCCUUCACCACCCGAGAAUAUUUUAGACUUUCCCUUUUGACACCUCAUCGCCUCAAAAGAUCCCCUGCAACCACCACUGCUACUGAGGAAGCACCUGUAGAACAAACUAAAGCCGCCGAAGCCGCCCCAGCUCAGGCGAAAGUUGAAGUUGCCGAGACCUCCGGAGACGUUCUUCUCCAGUCCGAAGAGGCACCAAAAAAGAAAGAGAAAAAGGGCUUCACUUUGCCAAAGGUUAACCUUGAUGUAAAAUGCAAAUUUAAAAAAGGUGCCCUUCCAGAGCCAAGCUUCACACCAAAAUACUACAAAGAUGUCGAAUACGCCAACCGUGAUCAGCACAAUCUCCACCCGGACAUCAAGGUCAACUUUUCCGAUGUCAUCGCCGAGCCUGACGGUGCUCACUCCUUCGCAACCAUUUGGGGAACAUCUUACAAAUCUUACUCUGUUGUCAAAUACUGGACUUACAGAAUCUUGACAGCAGUUUUGGCCGUGCCCAUGUCAAUCAUGUGGGGUCUCUACUUUGCUCUCCUCGCUUUCUGCUCGAUUUGGUGUGUCGUCCCAUUCAUCCGUGGCUUCGUUAUUUGGGCCGAAUUCGUGAAGAAAGUCUGGGGACUGAUGGUCAGAACAUUCCUCGACCCAUUAUUCGAAUCGUUUGGUCUAAUCUUCACGAAGAUCCAAGUCACUCUAAGGAUGAAAAACGAAACUGUAGAAGAUCUGGAGAAACAGUCCUUCGCUGAUGGAACUUUCACUUGUGACUCGAGCGCCGACUCUUGUACGGCAACCUGCACCGACACUUCUCUUUUCCCAUAUCCAGCUUCCGUUGUUGGAUGCAAUGCAGGAGAAAUUUCACCAACGGAUGCUUCUUCAAUGACUCUCACUUGCAAAGCAACCAGUUGCGGUGAUCCAGCGGACUUCAAUUAUGGAGAAAACUGGGUUGAUGUCACCGCUACCUGCUCUGGAGAGACGUGCUCUCUCACAUGCGACGGAGAUGCUUCGAGACCUGUUCCUUACCCUGUCAGCGAAGUUUCAUGCUCAAAUGGAGCGCUUACGCCUCCUGGUGGUUCGGAAAUCUACUGUGCCGAAACUUCAUGCGGUCGUCUUGAAGACUUUUACAACGUUGACAAUACAGGACUAACUUCUACUUGCACUGGUGAUUCAUGCUCACUUUCCUGCCCUGCUGGGGAAAUGCCAACUUAUCUCACUCUUCAGUGUGACACUGCGAGUAGUACUUACCAGCACGUUCACGACUCUCAAUCAGAAAUGGUCGAGUGUGUGCCCGAAUACGACACGCCCUGCGGGCAAAUCGACUCAGCUUUUACCAUCGAUAAGAAUGCUUUCAAUAUAAGCUGCUCAGGAAUCGAGUCUUUUUAUCAAACGACUCCAGUAACUUGCGAUCUGACCUGCGCGGACCCGACGCACACGCUUGUCGGCGAGUCGACCGUCGUCUGCGAGAAUUCUCAGUUCACCAAUGCGGGCAGUGAAAUCCGCUGCGAUCCACCACCAACCAAGACCUGUGUCUCCUUCCAAUACCAAGAUACUUCUAUGGCUUUCGCGGAUGCAGAAGUCGUUUGUGCCAACCUCGGCGGUUACCUUCCAUUUUUCAAGGCUUGGUUGCAGAAUUCCCUCCCGAUUUUAAUAAUUUUAACACAAGAAGAACUUGAUUUGUACAAUUCGUUACCAUCACCUACUAGCCAAUGGCUGGGUAUAAGCAAAACAGAUAAUCAAGGAGGAGUGCAAGGUGCAGAUGGUUCAACACUGACAAUAACAAACUGGGCUGUUGGAGAACCGAAUGGGCACAAUCCUGAUUUUGCCAAUCAACCUUCACAGGACUGUCUCGUUAGCAAAAAAGAAACAGACCCCCUUGCAUACCAGUGGAAUGAUGUCGGGUGCGUUGGAACCAACCCGAAGUUCUAUUGUAGAACUAAAUCUGAGGUUCCCGUAGAUCAGGCUGAUCCUACCGAUUCUGUUUGCUACGAGCCUGUUGGAACAAAAGAUUGUAUCCAGUUUGAGCUUCACGACACCCCUGUUCCUUUCGCUGACGCAGAGCAAACUUGUACAACCGAUACAACCGAGUGGCUUGGAAUCUCUAAAGACGGCUCAGGCGGCUUCGUAGCUGCCGAUGGAUCCCCACAGACGAUCACACAUUGGGCGUCAGGAGAGCCGAAUGGGAAUUCCUUCGAAGCCUGUAUCGAGAGUUGGAGCAUUACUGCGCCAAAUGGAAAUGGCAAAAAAUGGAAUGAUACGACAUGUACCCUGAAUAGAAAAUUUAGAUGUCGCAAAGAAGUGACUAUUCCAGCUGAUCAAAAUCCAGCCGAUCAUUACUGUCCUUCUGUUUGA